CAACACGGCAAAUAACUGUAGUCAAUUGCUUCAUCUCCGGUGUGCCGCCGAUUUCGUUUCUCGCUCUCCAACGCCGUCCUUCCGCUCUUUCCCUCGCCUGAUUACGUCCUGCCACAUGUCUCUCUCGUCGCACUCCACCGUGCCUACGGUUUCCACGGUCACCAUAUCCUACUCAGAGCUCAAGGAGAGCAACAUAGAUUUGUCUGCGAGGAUUGAAGAAGGAUUUGGACCUAAUGGACUUGGAAUUCUCUCUGUUAAAGAUGUUCCUGGAUACUCUGCUUUACGUCAGAAUCUACUUCGGCUUGCACCUAGGUUAGCUGGUCUUCCUGAAGAGGUUAAGAGGGAGCUUGAAGAUGCUCAUAGUAGGUAUAAUUUUGGUUGGAGUCAUGGCAAGGAAAAACUUGAAUCCGGGAAGCUUGAUAUGUUGAAGGGUUCUUACUAUGCUAAUCCUCUACAAGAUGUACCGACGAGUAAUUCAUAUGAAAUACAGCGGUAUCCAUCAUAUUGUGGAUCAAACAUAUGGCCAAGGAAUUCUUUACCGGAACUUGAAGGAGCUUUCAAAGCUCUUGGUAAACUGAUGUUCGAAGUUGGACUGAUGGUAGCUUACCACUGUGAUCAAUAUGUGUCAAAGGGUAUAAAACAACAUGAAAAGCAAAAUCUUGAAAAGAUACUACUUGACUCUCGGUGUCACAAAGGACGUCUGCUUUAUUAUUUUCCUGCUCAGGAUAGUACUAUGCAUGACAACGAUUCCAUCUCAUCUUGGUGUGGAUGGCAUACGGACCAUGGUUCACUCACAGGUCUUACUCGUGCAAUAUUUUCUAGAGAUUCAGUUGAAGUACCUUGCCCAGAUCCUGCUUCUGGCUUAUACAUACAAACACGAUCGGGUCAGAUCGUUAAGGUUGUGUACGGGGAAGAUGAAAUAGCAUACCAAAUAGGCGAGACAACAGCAAUUCUGUCAAGUGGUUAUCUUUGUGCUACACCUCAUUGUGUUCGGGCGCCACAAGGAGAAGAGGCUCGUGGUCUAGAGCGAUCAACAUUCGCAUUGUUCAUGCAACCUGACUGGGAUCAGAAGCUUACAUUCCCAAAGGAAGUUACAAUACAUGAAGAGUUAUCUCUCUCUAAUGAAGUCUUGACGUUUGGUGAAUAUACAGAGAAACUGCUCAACAAAUACUACGAUUCAAAACCUUAGAAGCCUUUUAAGUCGCGGCGUAAAUGACAGUUCCAUUGGUGUAAGAAAAAUCUCACAAAAUU
Messenger RNA from Arabidopsis arenosa, 1251 nucleotides. The record is from the annotation of a GenBank genome assembly. Lineage: Eukaryota; Viridiplantae; Streptophyta; Magnoliopsida; Brassicales; Brassicaceae.